Messenger RNA from Anoplophora glabripennis (Asian longhorned beetle), 13253 nucleotides. RefSeq names its product mucin-2-like. The record is from RefSeq and is a predicted model, not a curated record. Gene Ontology annotation, biological process: proteolysis. Lineage: Eukaryota; Metazoa; Arthropoda; Insecta; Coleoptera; Cerambycidae. The transcript is spliced from 12 exons. Bases 51 to 12863 code for a protein of 4270 amino acids. Gene Ontology annotation, molecular function: serine-type endopeptidase activity.
CAGUUUUCCAGCUAAGUGCACGGUGAUAACUCGAAACAGGUGAACACUUUAUGAAAAAAUUAAAAAAUAUGUCUCCACUUAUUAUAGUGGGGAUAUUAUUUAUCUCCACUGCACUAGCUGAUGUUAGUCACGUGUUGUCCGGACAAGCCCACCCUCCAGCGCACCCAGUGGACAUAAACUCCCUCUCCACCUCCAGGAAUGCUUUCCAAUCCGGCAACCCGAAUGACUUCUGGUGGAUGGCUUCGAACAGCCCCCUCAAAGAAGCCUACGACUACUUCAAAAAGUGUUCGAGCAAAGGGGACUGCCUGCCCCCGAUAAGCGUGGUCCCGGGGGUAAAAGUGGCGGAAGCCCACUUCGAUCCGAUCGACGUAAAGAAGAAUCCGUUCUUGAACGGCGAAUUCCAGUCGGGAGUAGUGACGGCUUCGUCGUCGUACGCGUCGUCUUCUUCCGGAUGCACUGCCUGCUCGAGCGGGUCGAAGUCGGGAGAUAUCGCCGCCUUCCACGCUGGUACCAAAAUCGACAUUACGAACAAUCCAUUCCUGAGCGGGAAAUUCGCCACCGCAGGUAAUGGUGAUAAAGUGAAAGACGAGAACGGCUUCAUCGGCGUACAACCAAAGAAACCAGGUUUCGCCACUAGUCACCCAUUAACAAACAAGAAGCCCUUCGCUACGUCUCAUCCAAACGGCCCCCAGUCCUUCGUUUUGGGAAGCGACGGCAGAGGAGUACAAUGCACAGGACAAGGUUACUUGUGCGUCGCCAAACGCCUCUGCGUCAACGGGGUUUUCAAUGCCACCGAAGAAUUGCAGCAAGUUAGGAACGAGAUUCAGUACUGCAAUGCAGACAUAGAAGAAUGCUGCCGCCUAACGAACGCCCCUGGCCACGUUGCCCUACCUAACAUUUCUGAAAAAUCUAGUCUGGCUGCUAAUAUCAACGGCCUAGCUGACAUCACAGCAGGAAAAAGUUCUGUUACCGGCUCUAGUUUCAAAUUCUCUGGUGGGGCUGGAUCGUCACCCGGCCAAAUUCAGGUGAUCAUCGACGAUUCUAGUGCUGUUAAACCCCAGGUUUCCCACAAUGGCGAAAGCGGAUCUCAGCCAAGUGCGAGUACAAAUAAGGCAACUAGAGACGUUACUCCAAGUGCUGCUUCUGUAUUUCCAAGCACUAUAGAUUACAGCGGUGUUCAAAUAUCAAACGACAUAAGAUUUGCUUCGACAAUUAAAGGACCAGCUUACCUCCCACCAAUCGGUCCAACUCCACCAUCAACCACGCCCGAAUUGGUAGUUCCAACACAUCCGAGCAUAAUAACCUAUCAACCUUCUGUUCCAACUUCUCCGCGUCCCAUACCAACUGUAGGACCUGCUUGUCCACUUGGAACCAUUUUAACACCUUCCGGAACAUGUGAAACUCCUAGCGUUCCAAUUCCGCAAUGUCCGUUUGGCACAGUCAGGACCCCUAGUGGUAUUUGCGAAACGCCAAUAACAUCUACAACUCCUGUAUCAUGCCCAUUUGGUACAAUAUUAACACCUGAUGGUAAUUGUGCAAGACUAAGCCCUCCGCCAAGCCCUCCACCAAGCCCUAGACCAUGUCCUCCAGGAACAUUCCUACGACCUUCUGGAUUAUGCGAAGCCCCAGGCCAGAGUUGUCCACUUGGUACUAUACAGAGACCUGAUGGUAGUUGCGAAAGACUUACUCCCCCACCACCUCCCAGAGUUUGCCCAUAUGGAGCGUUACCUGAUGGUAGCUGCAUAACGCCUAGUAGCCCUCCACCAAGUCCCAGACCAUGUCCAGCCGGAACAUUUUUAACAGUUUCUGGAACGUGUGAAACUCCCAGGCCGGUAUCAACUUCACCGCCAUGUCCACCCGGAACAAUUUUAACAUCCUCAGGACUAUGCGAGGCUCCUAUAACCCCGACCCCAAGACCAGUCUGUCCCCCGGGUACAAUUCAGGGACCUUCAGGUAUAUGUGAACAACCUGUACCAAUUACGUUGUCUACGACUCCUGGUUACGAUUAUUCACCAUCACCGUGCCCCCCUGGAACCUUUAGAUCCCCUACAGGUUUAUGCGAAACGCUUACCAUUACAACUGCAAGACCCCAAUGUCCACCAGGCACUUAUCUAACCCUUUCUGGAAGUUGCGAGACACUGAGACUGCCGACCUCUAAACCUCCGCCACGACCAUUCGAACCAACAGCCAGCAGAGAAUAUCUCCCACCUGUGACCCCAACGCAGUAUGUACCUUCAGUCACCCAAAAACCAUAUCAACCAUCAGUAACAACUGAGAAACCAUCUGUCACACAAAAACCACGAGUUACACCACUCAGUCCAUUUAAACCAUCAAUAACACCUGCUAGACCAUUCCAACCAUCUGUCACUCCACAAAUACCAAUAGAAACCACUCAAAGACCAUACUAUCCACAAUCUACUACACCUAAACCGUUUCAUCCAUCAAUAACUACACAAAGGCCGUAUCAACCAUCCUCCCCAAAAUCUCAUCCAUUUUUAACUACGCAAAAAGAGACGUCCUCCAUAGUUUGUUCAUUAGGGCAAGUACCGUCUCCGUCAGGCUAUGGAUGCAUUUACCCUUCUAGUACACCUAGACCAUCUCAACCGCCAAUUACUACUUUACGACCAUAUCAAACAUCCUCCCCAAGACCUAGCCCAUUCCUAACCACUCAAAAAGAAUUUACUGCCUCAGGAGAAUGUUCUCAGGGACAAGUACCAUCUCCAACAGGUUACGGAUGUGUGUAUCCUUCUGGUUCAUCUAGACCACCUUUUUCACAAGGUACUACAUCUAGACCGUUUGAGCCAUCUGUUACAACAUUAAGACCAUAUCAACCAUCUUCCCCAAAACCAAACCCAUUUUUAACAACUCAAAAAGUAUUUACACCUGUUACAGCGUGUUCGGAAGGACAAGUGCCAUCCUCCACAGGUUACGGAUGUAUCUAUCCUACAACGUCUAAAUCUAGCGCAUGUUUACCUGGCCAAAAAUUAUCUCCUUCUGGUAUAUGUCAGUAUAUUUCUUCAACGCCAGGUUAUGAGUAUCCUAAACCGACAACACCAUCUUUUCCUCCCUCUUCACAACCCUCGUGUGGGUUUGGUCAAGUAUUGUCUCCUUCUGGGUCUUGUGUCUAUAGUUCACAACCUCCUCCAAGACAUCCAACGUCCGGCAAACCGUCGUGUGCAUUUGGCCAAGUCUUAACUCCUUCGGGAGCAUGUAUUUAUCCCACAACACCAACCCCUACAGGUUCUCCAUCAUCCCGUCAACCGUAUUGCGCAUCUGGCCAAAUUCUAUCUUCUUCCGGAACUUGUAUUUAUCCUUCACAAUCUACACCUAGACCUAGUCAGAUUACGUCGAGACCAGUAUGCGCGUCAGGUCAAAUUCUAUCGGCAUCUGGUGAAUGUAAAUAUUCGUCAAAAUCACCUUCAGUCUCUUGCGGUCCAGGUCAACAAUUAUCACCUUCUGGUUUGUGUGAAUUUAUAACAACAACGGAGGGUUAUACAUACUCCCAACCAACGACAUUCCGUCCAAAACCAUCUUGCAAACCUGGACAGGUUCCUUCUCCUUCAGGAUAUGGAUGUGUUUACCCAUCACCUUCAAGCACAUCUAAACCUAUCACUUCUACGCCAGGAUAUGAGUAUCCCAAGCCUACAACACUACUUUGUAGACCAGGAGAAAUAUUAUCUUCAACAGGAUCGUGUAUUCCAGUUGGAUCUACCCCAGGAAGACCUGCAGGUCCUGAACCAUCAUGUGGACCAGGACAGGUACCUAGGCCUUCUGGAAUAGGUUGUGAAUAUCCCAAAACUCCUAAACCAGUGACACCAUAUUGCGGAUCCGGACAAAUAUUAUCUCCAACAGGUACGUGUAUUCCAGCUGGAUCUACUCCAGGAAGACCUACAGGUCCUGAAUCAUCAUGUGGACCUGGACAGGUACCAAGGCCUUCUGGAAUAGGUUGUGAAUAUUCCAAAACUCCUACGUCAGUAACACCAUACUGUGGACCUGGACAGAUAUUAUCUUCAACAGGCUCUUGCAUUCCAGCUGGAUCUACCCCAGGAAGACCUACAGGUCCAGAACCAUCAUGUGGACCAGGACAAGUACCUAGGCCUUCUGGAAUAGGUUGUGAAUAUCCCAAAACUCCUAGACCAGUGACACCAUAUUGUGGACCUGGACAGGUAUUAUCUUCAACGGGAUCGUGUAUUCCAGCUGGAUCUACCCCAGGAAGACCUACAGGUCUUGAACCAUCAUGUGGACCAGGACAGGUACCUAGGCCUUCUGGAAUAGGUUGUGAAUAUCCUAAAACUCCCACACCAGUAACACCAUACUGUGGACCUGGACAGAUAUUAUCUUCAACAGGCUUAUGCAUUCCAGCUGGAUCUACCCCAGGAAGACCUACGGGUCCUGAACUAUCAUGUGGGCCAGGACAGGUACCAAGGCCUUCUGGAAUAGGUUGUGAAUAUCCCAAAACUCCUACGUCAGUAACACCAUACUGUGGACCUGGACAGAUAUUAUCAUCAACAGGCUCCUGCAUUCCAGCUGGGUCUACCCCAGGAAGACCUACGGGUCCUGAAUCAUCAUGUGGACCAGGGCAGGUACCUAGGCCGUCUGGAAUAGGUUGUGAAUACCCCAAAACUCCUAAAGCAUCAACACCGUUUUGCAAACCUGGACAAAUCCUGUCUCCUUCCGGAAUCUGUAUUUAUCAUUCACAAUCUACGCCUAGACCAGGACAGAUUACAUCAAGACCAGUAUGUGCACCAGGUCAAAUUUUGUCAUCAUCUGGUGAAUGUAAAUACUCUUCCUCAAAAUCACCUCCAGUUUAUUGUGCCCCUGGUCAGCAACUAUCGUCUUCCGGUUCGUGUGAAUAUAUAACUACAACGGAGGGUUACACAUACACCCAACCAACAACAUUCCGUCCAAAACCAUCGUGCAAACCUGGACAAGUUCCUUCUCCUUCAGGGUAUGGGUGCAUUUAUCCAUCACCUUCUAGUACACCUAGACCCGUCACUUCUACGCUAGGAUAUGAAUAUCCGAAACCAACAACAUCACUCUGUGGACCAGGGGAAAUAUUAUCACCAAGAGGUUCCUGCGUACCAGCUGGGGCUACUACCCCAGGAAGACCUACAGGUCCUAAACCGUCAUGUGGUCCAGGCCAGGUACCUAGACCUUCUGGAAUAGGUUGUGAAUAUCCAAAAACUCCAAAACCAGCAACUGCAUAUUGUGGAUCCGGACAAAUAUUAUCUCCAACAGGUACGUGUAUUCCAGCUGGAACUACUCCAGGAAGACCUAUAGGUUCUGAACCAUCAUGUGGUCCAGGUCAAGUACCUAGACCUUCUGGAAUAGGUUGUGAAUAUCCCAAAACUCCAAAACCAGCAACACCAUAUUGUGGACCUGGACAGACCUUAUCUGCAACAGGUUCAUGCACGUAUUCAGGAGGAACUACACCAGGGCAGCCAGCUAGUGCUUGCGGUCCAGGUCAGGUACCUAGACUUUCAGGAAUAGGUUGUGAAUAUUCCAAGACCCCAAAACCAACAUUCCCUAGUUCAAUAACUAAACCAUCAUGCCCGUUUGGCACCAAAUUAUCUCCAGUGACAAACGAAUGUUUGACAUCGCCAAGUACAAUAUCGCCUAUACCAGGUAUUUCGUCAACUCCGCAACCCUCAUGUAGACCUGGACAAAUACUAUCUCCUACAGGUGUUUGUAUUUAUCCCUCAUCUUCUUGUAGUCCAGGUCAAAUAAAAUCUCCCUCUGGGGCAUGUGUUUAUCCUUCUGAUACAACUACACCAGCUCCGACUAGUAUCACAUCUGUAUGUGGACCAGGACAAAUAUUAUCUUCAGGCUCGUGCGUAUAUCCUUCUCAGACAACACCCACAUUUCAACAAAAAUGCAGACCUGGUCAGACACUAUCUUCAUCUGGUUAUUGUACAUCUGAACCUACAGGACCGCGACCUACAUCUACACCAGCCUGUGCUCCCGGACAAAUACCAUCUUCCUCAGGUUUUGGAUGCACAUAUCCAUCGGGUAUAACAAAAACUUGUCCAUUCGGUUCAAAAUUGUCACCUUCUGGUUCUUGCGAACCACCUCGGCCUACUGGAGGAUACGAUUACUCAAAACCCUCAACUCAAAGCUCCCCAAAACCUUGCCUAGCUGGUCAAGUUUUAGCUCCUUCAGGAUAUGGAUGUAUUUAUCCGGAAAGCACGACUCAAUCACCAGCGUGUCCUCGAGGACAGGUACCAUCUAGUUCCGGUAUAGGCUGUGAAUAUCCCAAAACACUAACACCAAUAGAAGUAACUAAACCUUCGCAGUCUUGUCCAUUUGGUACGAAAUUGUCGCCUAUUACUAAUGAAUGCAUUACUAGUGGUUAUGAGUAUCCAAAACCCUCCACUCCUUUUAUAUCGGGAUCGUCGACUACGUCAAGACCAGGGGGUCCAAGACAAUGCCCUCAAGGACAAGUGUUGUCUGCUUCAGGUUCAUGUAUUUAUUCUUCAAUUUCUACACCAUCUUGUGGUCCAGGUCAAAUAGUAUCUUCUGCUGGAGUCUGCACUUACCCCACAACUCAACCAAGUUACAAACCUUCGCAACCAGGCUUUUCAACGCCAAGUAGUAAACAGCCGUCUUGUAGACUUGGUCAAGUGUUAUCUGAUUCAGGAAUAUGCAUCUAUCCUGGACAACCAACCUCGACGCCAAGAUAUGAUUAUACACAAGCUAUAACUACUUUUAAACCUAGUUUUCCAUUUGAAAUAUCAACUUUAACACCAACAUUAAAAUGUGGGCCUGGGCAGGUACUGUCACCAUCAGGAGUUUGUAUUUCUUCUUCCAUCCAGACAGACAGACCUCAACCAAGCGCAAGGCCGUCAUGUCAGCCGGGUCAAGAAUUAUCCCAAUCGGGAAUAUGCUACUAUCCCUCAAGACCAACUUCACCAGCUAUACCCGCAACUUCCAAAGGAUAUGAUUUUCCGAGACCUACAACGCCCUUCGUACCAGGUUACACAACUGUACGACCCAGUAAGCAAUGUGGACCAGGCCAAAUUUUGUCCUCUUCAGGUGUUUGCACUUAUCAGGUUACUAAACCUUCUACGCCUUUUGAACAGGGCUAUCCAAGUCAAACAACUCCAAGACCUAUUCCGGGAAGGCAAUGUGGACCUAAUCAAGUUUUGUCUCCAACAGGAGCCUGCAUUUAUUCUCCGACUGAGACGACCAAACCGCAGAUUGGACCGAAACCAUCCUGCAGACCAGGACAGAAGUUAUCCGAAUCGGGAGUAUGCUAUUAUCCUUCGAGAACGACCCCUAAACCAUCGUGUGGUGCAGGACAAAUUCUAUCUUUGUCCGGAGACUGUAUUUAUCCCCAACAACCUACGCUGCAGCCCAUUCCAACGACAACUACAAGUUACACAUUUGCAGAUUGCGCACCUGGACAAGCUUUGUCUGCAUCAGGUGAAGAAUGUGUAUAUCAGACAACUAAACCUCGACCGACAGGUACAAAACCUUAUCCUAAAAGACCCAGGCCAUCUUGCGGGCCAGGACAAGUUCUUUACUCUAAUGGAUCAUGUAUUUAUUCCUUACAGCCAACUUCACCGGGUAUACCCACAACUUCUGGAGGAUAUGAUUAUUCGCGACCUACAUCUUUAAGACCAAGCUACACAACUAUUCGUCCCAGCACAGAUAGAGUGUGUGGAUCAGGACAAAUUUUGUCUUCCUCCGGUGUUUGUAUUUAUGAGACAACUGGACCUCGACCAAGUCCAAAGCCUUCUUGUAGACCUGGUCAAGAGUUGUCCGAAUCUGGAGUUUGCUUCUACCCCUCAAAAUCAAGCCCUAAACCAAGUUGUGGACCAGGACAAGUACUUUCUGCUUCUGGAUUGUGCACUAAUCCGUUGCAACCAACUCCCGUCUUCACCUCCACGGUACCUACUCAAGGAUAUCCUAGACCUACAACAUCUUUAAUACCUGGUUACACAACUUUAAGACCCACAACAGUUAGAGAAUGUGGUCCUAGACAAACUUUAUCUUCUUCAGGAGUUUGCAUUUAUCAAAUAACUAGACCAGGUUCGAAGCCAGCUUGUGGUCCAGGACAAGUACUUUCUGGUUCAGGAUCUUGUAUUUACCCCUUACAACCUACACAACCUAUUCCUAUUGCUCAAACAGGAUACACAUAUCCAAAGCCUUCAACACCUUUUGAAUCAGAUUAUCCAAGUCGCAAGACUGAAAGACCGAACAUAAUUAGACAGUGUGGACCUGGACAAGUCUUGUCAUCAUCAGGAAUCUGUGUUCCUAGUUCCUCCACACCAAAGCCUGGGUCCAGACCUUCCUGUAGACCCGGACAAGAACUAUCUGAAUCCGGAAUUUGCAUAUACCCUGCGAAACCAAGGCCUACAACACCUUCCAUUUCAGAAUACUCAGAUCAGACAACUCUAGGACCCACAACAAGUAGAGGAUGUGGACCGGGGCAGAUUCUGUCCUCUUCCGGUGUUUGCACUUAUCAGACAACUAGACCACAAGGUACAAAACCGUCUUGUAGCUCAGGUCAAGAAUUGUCUGAAUCUGGAGUUUGCUACUAUCCCUCAAAGACAAGUCCCACGUCAGCCUGUGGUCCAGGACAAGUACUUUCCUCUUCUGGAUUAUGUACUUAUCCUUUACGACCUACAUCACAACCUGGUCUUACUGGUAUACAAUGCAGUUCUGGUCAAAUUUUAUCACCUUCUGGAGUUUGCAUUUAUUCUUCGACGUUAACGCCUACUUCAUAUCCUUCCGGGUCAACAGUUAAACCACCUCAUGUAAAGCCUUGUGCUGCUGGUCAAACUUUAUCUCCUUCUGGAACUUGCGUUUAUCAUCCUGGACCAACACCAACCGGUUACCCUUCGGUAACAUGUGGGCCAAAUCAGAUACUAUCACCUUCAGGAACAUGUAUUUACUCUUCUGGUUCUACACCACCACCUUAUCCUGGUGCAAAACCUGCUUGUGGUGCUGGCCAGAUUUUAUCAACUUCAGGAAUUUGUAUUUAUCCACCAGGACCUACGCCAACUCCUUAUCCUGGUGCAAAACCUUCUUGUGCAACUGGCCAAGUUUUGUCUCCAUCUGGAAGUUGUAUUUAUCCCCCAGGACCUACACCAACUCCUUAUCCUAGUACAAAACCUAUUUGUGGUACUGGCCAGAUUUUAUCACCUUCAGGAAUUUGCAUUUAUUCCCCAGGACCUACACCAACUCCUUAUCCUGGUGCAAAACCUUCUUGUGCAGCUGGUCAAGUUUUGUCUCCAUCUGGAAGUUGUAUUUAUCCCCCAGGACCUACACCAACUCCUUAUCCUGGUGCAAAACCUUCUUGUGAAGCUGGUCAGAUUUUGUCUCCAUCUGGAAGUUGCGUUUAUCUUUCUGGGUCUACACCAACUUCUUAUCCUGGGGCAAAACCUUCUUGUGGCGCCGAUCGGAUUUUGUCACCUUCAGGAACUUGUAUAUACCGUCCUGGACCCACACCAACACCUUAUCCUGGUGUAAAACCUUCUUGCGGUGCUGGUCAGAUAUUGUCUCCAUCUGGAAGUUGCACUUAUCCUUCUGGGUCCACACCGACUUUUUAUCCUGGUUCAAAACCUUCUUGUGGAGCAGGCCAGAUUUUGUCAUCUUCAGGAACUUGUAUUUAUCCAUCAGGACCUACACCAACUCCUUAUCUCGGUGCAAAACCUUGUGGAGAUGGUCAGAUUUUGUCGCCGUCAGGAACUUGUAUUUAUCCUUCUGGACCCACAACUCCUUAUCCUGGAGCCAAACCUUCUUGUGGUACCGGUCAGAUUUUGUCGUCAUCAGGAACUUGUAUAUACUCUCCUGGACCCACAACAACUCCCUAUCCUGGUGCAAAACCUUCUUGCGGAGCUGGUCAAGUUUUGUCUCCAUCUGGAAGUUGUAUUUAUCCCCCAGGACCUACACCAACUCCUUAUCCUGGUGCAAAACCUUCUUGUGCAGCUGGUCAGAUUUUGUCUCCAUCUGGAAGUUGCAUUUAUCCUUCUGGGUCUACACCAACUUCUUAUCCUGGUGCAAAACCUUCUUGUGGCGCCGGUCAGAUUUUGUCACCUUCUGGAACUUGUAUUUAUCUCUCAGGAUCUACACCAACGUCCUAUCCUUCAGUUACUUGUGGACCAAAUCAAAUAUUAUCACCUUCUGGAUCAUGUGUUUAUUCCUCCAGUUCAACAGUUAAGCCGCUGCCUGGUGUAAAACCUUCUUGUGCUCCUGGACAGACUUUGUCUUCUUCUGGAAGUUGCAUUUAUCCUCCUGGACCAACAUCAACUCCUUAUCCUGGUGCAAAACCUUCUUGUGGAGCUGGUCAGAUUUUGUCACCUUCAGGAACUUGUAUAUACCCUCCCGGACCCACACCAACACCUUAUCCUGGUGCAAAACCAUCUUGCAAUGUUGGUCAGAUUUUAUCGCCUUCAGGAAUUUGUGUUUACCCUCCUGCAUCUACACCAACACCUUAUCCUGGUGCAAAACCUUCUUGUGGACCUGGUCAAACUUUGUCUCCAUCGGGAACUUGUAUUUAUCCUCCAGGACCUACACCAACUCCUUAUCCCUCGACAAAAUGCGGACCAAAUCAAGAGCUAUCACCUUCCGGAUCUUGUAUUUACUCCCCUCGUCCAACAGCUGGGCCACCCUCUAGCGAGAAACCUAUUUGUAGGCCUGGCCAGACAUUAAGUCCUUCUGGUAGAUGUAUUUCAUCACCUCCUAGUAUCCCUGAAACAACCUUACGUCCUAAACAGUGCCCUCCAGGCUCAAAGCCUUCGGCGUUUGGAUCUGGUUGUGAAUAUCCUAGACCCACAACACCAAGAACUACCACAGAAACAUUCACCGGCUAUGACUAUCCCAAACCAAAUAAACCAUUUGAUCAAAAGCCUCAGUGUCCUCCAGGGCAAAGGUUAGGUCCCUCUGGUUUCUGUGAGCCAGGAUCAGUAUUAACUACUACUCCCACGUAUGACUCUACUUCUAAAUUUACUCCUGGCCGCUCUUGUCCACCUGGUAGUAACUUAGGUCCUUCGGGUACUUGUGAAUUUACUCCUGAUCGACCCUUUCCACCAAGACCAGAUUCAGGUACUUGCCCUCCAGGUACUAUAAAAUCGCCCUCGGGAUUAUGUGAGAGCACUUUCCCACCUUCGGUAAAAUGUCCUUUCGGUACGCGUCUAAGUCCUACGGGUUCUUGCGAAACCACAUCAGGUACCCCUAGACCACCUAUAGGUCCAGGUAAAUCUUGUACACCUGGUACUUUUAAAACAAGUUCGGGUUUGUGCGAACGUCCGUCAUCUCCCACCUUACCAACCCAAAGACCUUGCCCACCUGGAAGUUCACUAUCACCAUCAGGUAAUUGCCAAUACCCAGGUCCAACUCCUACCCCAGGCCGACCUACUGACACAGGUAACCAAUUCACUCCGUCUUAUCCCACAAAAAAACCUUACAGGCCAAGUUCACCCCCAACCAGUGGAUAUCACUAUGAAACGCCCACGCCACCGUUCAGUUAUCCCUCCAGUACUCUGAUUCCCAAUUCAAAUAGCAUCAACAACCAGUUUGUUCCUCCACAAACAACUCCUCAGUAUUUGCGACCUGAUAUAGAAGGAUCAACCAUUAGGGAUGUUGUCCGAUUUCCAGAUAAACCCGAUAAUAAAGGAGAACCUGGUAACACCAUAAAUGUGUCCAUUCCACCAUCCAGACCGCCACCAUCUAAGCAAGAUCAGAACAAUGAACCACCCAUAGGUUGCGCUGCUGCCUUGAAGUGUGUACAAGAGAUUUACUGUACCGCAGAAGGUGUAGUGUCUCCUGUACCGGUAGUUCUGACUAAAGAUCAAGAAUUACUUAGAGUUCCUACUACGGAAUGCAAAGACGAAGAAACUGGAAUAAUAGGAAAGUGCUGCAGAGAUCCCAAUUACAAGGACCCAUGGCCAUCCGCGAAUUUGGUUAAUGGUGUGGAUGAUGGACAGUAUAAGGAGGACAACUUGUAUGGCCAGCGUCAAGAUAUUUUCUCAACGAAUAGACUGAUAAGGUCUUCUAAUGGCACAAGGACGAACGUUAAGCGAAACUCAGGUCCCUCUCAAGGAAGUCAGCCAUCUUGUGGGGAGCGACACAAGAAUACAAAACCUCCGGGUCCGGGACCAAUAGAUGCCAACUUUUCCGAAUAUCCAUGGCAAGCUAUGAUCUUGAGAGAUUCAAAUCGUAGUUUACUUUGUGGAGGAGCGAUUAUCAGAAGGAAUGCUGUUUUAACAGCAGCCCAUUGCGUAGAAGGCCUGGAUACUUCGGAUGUGUUGAUCAAGGGCGGAGAGUGGAAACUGGGUAUCGACGAAGAGCCCCUGCCUUUCCAAAUAGUUAAAGUCGGGGCAAUUUUGAGGCAUCCUGAUUACGUGCCCGGUUCAUAUAAAAACGACUUGGCCGUAUUGGUGUUAAGGGAGAACUUGAGGCCCUCGAAAAACGUUGGAACGAUUUGUCUGCCGGAGGCUAACCAGAUCUCGACGACGGAUUGCGUUGCGACCGGUUGGGGUAAAAGGAUUUUACAAUUACACGCUAAGGGUGCAAUAAUGCAUCACAUAGACGUGAACGUAUUGGACUCACAGCAAUGUCAACAAACACUUCAGCAAAACUUCCAAAGUUCCAUUGACAAUUAUGGGCCUCGUACCAUCUGCGGCACCUCCGACAUUGACCACUGCAAGGUCGACUAUGGAAGUGCUCUGGCUUGCCCCAACAGCCAAGGACACUAUACUUUAACUGGUAUAUACGCAUGGGACACGGGAUGUAAAGAGGAAGGCCAAAUUGGUGGUUAUGUUACUCCAGACGUGGAAUGGAUCGAAUCUACAUUGGCAAAAUCGAUCAAGGAACUCAAAAAGAUAGAAAGGGAAUAUUUGCUCAAUGCUAGAAAAUAAUUGUAAUUUCCACGAAAAUAAUUUUCAAAAAUAUUUAGAAACACAUACUUUCUAUUUUUUUACCGAAAUCUCGUUAUUUGAAAGAAAAUAUUACCUACCUUAAGCUUAAUUGAAUUGUAUAUAAAAAUAUGUGAUAGUCAGUUAUUUUGUAUGUAACAAAACUCAUUUGUCUUUAAUUUAUUAAAAGAAACUAAGAAUGCCAGUACACGUUUUGUAUCUAUUUAAUGUUAAAGCUGCCAUAUAAUAGUAGAUAAAUUUUGUACCAUACAAUUGUGUAUAGAUAAUAAAAUUUUUAUAGAAACUUUUUGUAUGUUAACUAGCUAAAAUUUAUUAGUUUACUGUGAAGAUUAGGCUAUAGUAUUUAUGUUUUAAUAUAAUAAAGUUAUUUUA